This is a messenger RNA of Sycon ciliatum, 2004 nucleotides long. RefSeq names its product lysophosphatidylserine lipase ABHD12-like. The record is from RefSeq and is a predicted model, not a curated record. Gene Ontology annotation, molecular function: monoacylglycerol lipase activity; phosphatidylcholine lysophospholipase A1 activity. Gene Ontology annotation, biological process: phosphatidylserine catabolic process; monoacylglycerol catabolic process. Bases 205 to 1278 code for a protein of 357 amino acids. Gene Ontology annotation, cellular component: endoplasmic reticulum membrane. The transcript has 12 exons. Lineage: Eukaryota; Metazoa; Porifera; Calcarea; Leucosolenida; Sycettidae.
CCUUCAAAACUUUGUUUGAAAAUGAGCAAAUAGUUGUAGAAACUCCCUCGUGCCUCGUGGUGGUCUCUACAAGUAGUCUACUACUAGUGUAAGCACAGUCCAGCAGUAUUCUUGCGUUUUGUCUUGAACUGGAACAGAGACUGAGAGAGAAAGAGUCGAUUUACUAGUAGUUCAAUGAUCUGAGUCUAGUCCGAAAUCAGUAGAAUGCGCCAACGUGGAAUUGCUAGUGGGAAGGGAUCGCCACAGGCUAGAGGCAGCCGUGGUCAGAAAAAGUUGAUAGCGAAAGGUGAUCAUCAAUAUGGAAAGGAUAAUUUCUUCCUAUCAUGUGGCCUUCCAUCCCGGCUAUGGCUUCUGCUUGCUGUAGCACUGUAUGUUCUAACUCCUCUGUGUAUAUCCUACUCGUCAAAUGCCCAACGUGCAUUAACCUAUUUAAAUUAUGCUGCCCCACCGUUCUCCAAUCUCUCUGACAUCUCAUCCUACUUGGGACCUGACCACUCAGGGCGUGCAUUCUUUGUGAAUGCCAGUCAAUCUGGUCAGAUUGGAACCUGGCAUGUCUACCCCAAGGGUGAGGAAGUGCCAUCUCUAAGUAACGGUAAACCUGUUGUUGUCUACUUCCAUGGAAAUGCAGGAAAUCGUGGUCUUCGUCAUCGUGUUGGCCUGUACAAGCUGCUGGCCAAUCUUGACUAUCAUAUUAUUGCCGUCGACUACAGAGGGUUUGGUGAUUCCUCAGCUAUUUGGCCCACCAAUGAGACUGUUGUUUCUGAUGCCUUUGAUGUGUAUCAAUGGGUUCGCCAACAAGCAACUGGGCCCAUUUUCACCUGGGGCCACUCAUUGGGAACUGGGGUGUCUGUUCAGGCAGCAUCACGACUUUGUGCUCAAGGUACCUGCCCACAAGGUGUUGUUCUUGAGUCAGCCUUCAUGUCUAUCGAAAGUGCUGCCACGACACACCCUCUCGGCCGGCCAUGGUCUUGGAUACUGAGGUUCUAUCCUUCCAUAGCCGACCUAUUCUUCCAACAGUGGACUGAGCAACUCAACUCCCUUGCUACAAUCACUUCAGUCAACAGUCCUCUGUUGCUGGUACACUCCAAGGACGAUUUCUACAUCAGCUACAAGGAGAGCGAACGCCUUGCAUCGCAUGCACAAGAGCACCGCAGUGACCGCAGUACAGUGGAACUGCACCUGCUUGAAGGCCAUGGCCAUAAUCGAAUUGUGUAUGCUGAGUCACUGCCAGCGCUUGUCCAGAACUUUGUCACGACCCGCGGCAAGCCACCGAAGUGAAGACUGGGCACCUACUUGAUCUGAUCACUGCUGAGUACUGAGUUUCACGUGUUGUCUUGCACUCGAUGAGCUUCAAAUUGCAUGCCUUACAUUGCUUUGGACUUGAGCCACUUGACUUGGCUACUUGGUUUAAUUGUCGCCCGCGCUCAGUCAAAACACUGAGUUCCUUUUUGGUUUAUUUACUUUAGUCAUGUGAAAUUAUACGGUUUUGUAGGAAGUAUUAUAUUUUCGCUGUUAUGAUCAAGAUGCCAGCCAUGACCAUGGGCUUUCCCUUGUUUUGUAAUGACUAAUGACCAUAGUUUAUCCCGAAGCAUACUGUGCUUUGUGACAUAAACCCUGUAGAAUGUUUUUUUUUUAAUCUCCUGGGGAGAGUAUUAAAUUUAUAUAUUUGAUUGCCUGUGGUUAUAGCUCUAGAACUCCAUCAUUAGUGUCAUCUAACAACCCGUUUCGAAACCCAUCCAUUCUCCUUCGAUAACACACACACACACACACACACACACACACACACACACACACACACACACACACACACACACACACACACACACAGAGUCUAUGGACUGAAUAUGAAACAACAUUUGUUUCAGAUAUCUGAAAUAAUUAAUUGAUAACUUCCUCAAUUCCACAAACACACACACACACACACACACACACAGAGUCUAUGGACUGAAUAUGAAACAACAUUUGUUUCAGAUAUCUGAAAUAAUUAAUUGAUAACUUCCUCAA